AUGUCGACGGAGAAGCUAGGCGCAUGGCGGGACAGGACGAAUCUCUUCAUCUCCUACCGCCAAUCCUACACCCACCACCCAGCCAAACCCACCCGACCAACCCACCACCCCUACCACGAUGGCGACUCCGAACGCGCCGGCCUCAUGUCCAACCUAGGCGGCGAUCACAACGACGGCGACGCAGUCAUCGAAAUGGACCUCCUCCCCCCCCGUUGGCUCGACAUCCAAGACGAAAUCUCCACCAUCCUGUCCGGCGUCACCACCAAGAUGCGCAAGCUCGACCACCUCCACGCCAAACACGUCCUCCCGGGCUUCGACGACGAGAGCGUCAAAGACAAAGAAGCCCGCGACAUCGAGAGCCUGACCUCGGAAAUCACCCGCGCCUUCACCACCUCCCAAUCCCGCAUCCGCCGCAUCGACACCUUGCUCGCCGAGCAGCGCGGCCAUUCCCCCACCAACAACAACGGCGACAUCCCCCAAGCCGACACAACCAUGGCCCGCAAUCUCAAAAUCAGCCUCGCGACAAGAGUAAGCGAAGUUAGCACCACCUUCCGCAAAAAACAGUCCGCCUACCUCAGGAAACUCCGCUCCCUCGACGGCCUCUCCACCCCGCUAGCCUCGGAUCGCUCAAAUACACCCUCCGGAGCCCAUCAAAAUCCCUACACCGACCCCGCAAUGAUGGAAUCCGAAACCGACCGCACCACCGCCCAAACCACCCUGCUCCAACAAACCGCGCAAUCCCAAGUCCGUCGCAGAACAGGAAUGCAAGACACCGCCAUCCUACAACGGGAGCAAGAAAUCGAGAAGAUCGCCCAGGGGGUAAUAGACCUGAGUAAUAUCUUCCAGGAACUCAACACCAUGGUGAUAGACCAAGGCACGAUCCUCGAUCGCAUCGAUUAUAACGUCGAGCGCACGGCGGAACAUGUGCAAGCGGCGGAGAAGGAGUUGGUGGUCGCGACGGGGUAUCAGAAGAAGGGGACGAGGAGGAAUGUGAUUUUUUUGUUGGUGUUGAUUGUGGUGGGGAUGGUCAUCUUGCUUGUUAUUAAGCCGAAGGGGAGGGGAGGGGCUGUGACUUCUCCUAAGCCUGCGCCUGUGCUGGGGGAGCCGGCGCCGCCUUUGGGGCCGGGGGGUGGGUUGCCGCCGGAUAAUUUCAGGGAGGUGGUUGGGCGGGCGAGAAGUGGGAGUGGGAGUGGGAGUGGGAGUGGGAGUGGGCGGGCGGCGGGGAGGAGACGGUGGGAGUGGAAACAGCGCAGGCGACGAGGGACUGGAGCGACGCUGUACAAUAGUCGUUCCUCGCUUGUGUCGAUAUAG
Molecule: messenger RNA, 1311 nt
Organism: Recurvomyces mirabilis
Lineage: Eukaryota; Fungi; Ascomycota; Dothideomycetes; Mycosphaerellales; Teratosphaeriaceae
Gene: tlg2
Product: t-SNARE affecting a late Golgi compartment protein 2
Exons: 1
Coding region: 1-1311 (436 amino acids)
Biological process (GO): vesicle-mediated transport; vesicle fusion; intracellular protein transport
Cellular component (GO): SNARE complex; membrane; endomembrane system
Molecular function (GO): SNARE binding; SNAP receptor activity
Source: RefSeq, a predicted model, not a curated record